GCCCAACAGACCAAGAGUACUACUCCAAAAAGUCCUCAAUUCAAAUAUCAAAGCCAGUUCAAAAGUGCUAUAAUGAAGAUGAGGAUUACUUGCUGAAAAUCCAAUGGGAAGAACUUUCUAAAACUAAUAUUAAACCCAGUCCUAUUACAACCUACAAUCACACAAUUAUUACUGAUAAUACUCCAGUCACAGAAGAGCCAAGUGCGCAAGACCUUAAUAUAAAGAAAGUUCUACACCAGACUGAUGCACCCAAAAAUCGUAGCCGACUAAAGAAAGAAAAGAAGAAUAAAAAGAUAAUGACAUUAGGCCUCUGCACUAUAAUCGUCUUCCUAAUGAUAAUCAGAUGGUUAAGUCAUAAAGAAAAUAAUAAAAUAUUGUAUCUACCUAUACCAGGCAUAAAAGAAUCAUUCUCAAGCAAGAUUGCCACGAAUAAUCUACCAGAAGGGCAUCUAAAAGUAAAAGACAGAUUAGUCAACAUUAGAAACUAG
Molecule: messenger RNA, 488 nt
Organism: Scutellospora calospora
Lineage: Eukaryota; Fungi; Glomeromycota; Glomeromycetes; Diversisporales; Gigasporaceae
Source: the annotation of a GenBank genome assembly